GAUUUUAUUUUUUCCUACUAAAAUUCAAUCAAAUCAAACCAAACUCAACUCAUGGCAGUACAUGCACAUAUGAUUGUGUGGUAGGAGAAAGAACAAGCCAAUCAAAAUCCAACAUUGGAAAUUGAAAACUCAACCUCAACCAUUCCAUUGCCGCUCAUGAUUCACAUGGACCAAAUACUCUGUUUUUCAACCUCCUAGCUUUUCAUUAUCUCAAACAAAAACCCAUCUUCUUCUUCUUCACCAAUUCACCACCAUGCUUUCUCUACUCGCAGGCACACACCAUUACUUACUUCCACCUCCAACCCUUCACAACCGCCAUAACCACCACAUCAAACCUCUAUUCACAACCUCUUCCAACCACCACCGCUUCCAUUUCACCCCAAGCCGAAUCGCUCUCACCUCUUCCAACCGCAUUCUCUUUUCCCAUCCUAUAAAAUCAGCAUCUAUCAAUGAAGUAUCCGUUCAUAACAAUUCAGAAGCUUCCAAUGAGUUUCUUAACAAAAUACGAAAAUUGGUUUCUUUCAUUCCUUCAAUUUUCCCCGGUGGAACCUGGUGGAACUUCUCCGAUGACGAUGAUGUUCAGUUAUAUGGUCAACCCGUUACUGUUUGGUAUGCUUUGGGGAAAAUGUGGAAUCUUGUUGCAAAAGAUAGAUGGGUUAUUUUCGCUGCUUUCUCUGCUCUUAUUAUUGCAGCAGUUUCGGAGAUUUCUAUACCACAUUAUUUGACAGCUUGUAUAUUCUCAGCACAGGGUGGGGAUAUUGCAGUUUUUCAUGGGAAUGUGCGUUUGUUGAUUCUAUUGUGUGUUACUUCUGGAAUUUGCAGGUCAAAAUCUUUGGGAUACGAGGUUGCUUUUUUGGCAUUGCAAACAUGAUCCUGGUUAAGAGAAUGAGAGAAACAUUAUACUCUUCCCUUCUUCUUCAGGAUAUAUCAUUUUUUGACAAUGAAACAGUAGGUGAUUUGACAAGUAGACUUGGGGCAGAUUGUCAGCAAGUUUCAAGGGUUAUCGGAAAUGAUCUUAAUUUAAUACUGCGCAAUUUCCUUCAGGGGGGAGGUUCAUUAAUCUACUUGUUGAUUUUGUCUUGGCCACUUGGUUUAUCUACGUUGGUGAUAUGCUCUAUAUUAGCAGCUGUCAUGCUACCCUAUGGAUGGUACCAGAAGAAGGCAGCAAGGUUGAUCCAAGAAGUCACUGCUUCUGCUAAUAAUGUAGCUCAAGAGACAUACUCUCUUAUUAGAACUGUUCGAGUUUAUGGAACCGAAGAAGAAGAACAUGGAAGGUACAAAUGGUGGCUGGAAAAAUUAGCUGACAUAAGCUUACGACAAAGCGCUGCAUAUGGAUUUUGGAAUUUUAGCUUCAAUACUCUUUAUCAUUCAACUCAGGUUAUUGCUGUGCUAUUUGGAGGAAUGUCUAUUCUUGCGGGUCAAAUUACAGCAGAGAAACUUACUAAGUUUAUACUAUACAGUGAAUGGUUAAUUUAUUCAACCUGGUGGGUAGGAGACAACAUAUCCAAUUUGAUGCAGUCAGUUGGAGCGAGUGAAAAAGUGUUCAACUUAAUGGAUCUCUCACCUAGCAGCCAAUUCAUAACAAGAGGAAUGAAGUUGCAAAGUUUAAUGGGACAUUUGGAGUUUGUAAAUGUAUCUUUUCACUAUUCUACAAGGCCAACGGUAUCUGUAGUGCAACAUGUAAACUUUGUUGUCAAUCCUGGUGAGGUGGUUGCCAUUGUUGGUCUUAGUGGUAGCGGAAAAAGCACAUUGGUGAAUCUUUUGCUCCGUCUCUAUGAGCCUACAAGUGGUCAGAUUUUGGUAGAUGGUGUCCCUCACAAAGACUUGGAUGUCAUGUGGUGGAGAGAAAGAAUCGGUUAUGUGGGACAGGAACCGAAGCUAUUCCGGAUGGACAUUAGCUCGAACAUCAGAUAUGGAUGUACCCGAGAUGUAAAGCAGGAAGAUAUUGAGUGGGCUGCGACACAGGCCUAUGCUCACGACUUUAUAUCAGCACUUCCUAAUGGUUACGAAACACUUGUUGAUGACGAUCUUUUAAGUGGCGGACAAAAGCAGCGAAUUGCUAUUGCUAGGGCCAUUCUUAGGGACCCAAAAAUAUUGAUCCUUGAUGAAGCCACUAGUGCACUGGAUGCUGAAAGUGAACAUAAUGUGAAGGGUGUUCUUCGAUCGGUUAGAAGUGAUUCUUCAUCAAGGAGAAGUGUCAUAGUCAUAGCACACAGGCUCUCUACCAUACAAGCUGCCGACAGGAUUAUUGUGAUGGAUAGGGGUCAAAUUGUUGAGGAUGGAAGUCACAGGGAACUUCUCUUGAAAGACGGUUUAUAUGCUCGGUUGACUAGAAAACAAGCUGAUUCUAUGGAAUGAUCUGUGCUUCCAGAGCAGAUAUUCAAUUUCUCUCCUUACAUCUUUCCUUUUAAAGGCGGCAGUAUAGUGGGGCACGCAACAUUUUUUUUAUUGCUGACCCAUGCAUUUAUAGUAAUUUAUACAAAAAGGUUGGUUGGUGACAGUUCAGCAAAGAAGAAAUCUGCAUUAGUUUUGGAUCAAAAUGCACAGGGUAGAUUUCACACUACCAAGUUCUCAUCUCAUGCAGAUGCAAAAGCAUAAAAAAACUUGUGGAUAUGUUUGUUUUAUUUGGCAAAAUACAAUUUGACAAGAAGGGUAAAAAGAUUCACUCAAGAAAACGUUCAUUCGGAUUUCGGAUUUGCAUUUUUUGUGCUUGUGGCAACUUUCUUCACCUGUAAGAAACACAUGUUUAGUCAAUUGGGUUGGGGAGUAUUCAUAGUCAAAAUGCUGAUAUUUUGUCAUCCUUAUAGUUGACCUUAUAUAUAUAACUGUUUAUUUUAUAGCUGUAAAUGUAAUGUCUUUUGCUUCAGUAUAUAUUUGAUUGAAAGAAAUACCACUUGCCUAUUUGAUGGCACUUCAUUCUCAA
Trifolium pratense (red clover) is the source of this 2923-nucleotide messenger RNA. RefSeq names its product ABC transporter B family member 26, chloroplastic. The transcript has 18 exons. Gene Ontology annotation, cellular component: membrane. Gene Ontology annotation, biological process: transmembrane transport. Lineage: Eukaryota; Viridiplantae; Streptophyta; Magnoliopsida; Fabales; Fabaceae. Gene Ontology annotation, molecular function: ATP hydrolysis activity; ABC-type transporter activity; ATP binding. Bases 652 to 2358 code for a protein of 568 amino acids. The record is from RefSeq and is a predicted model, not a curated record.